Heteronotia binoei (common prickly gecko) is the source of this 1389-nucleotide messenger RNA. Its product is annotated as small serum protein 5-like. The record is from RefSeq and is a predicted model, not a curated record. The transcript is spliced from 4 exons. NCBI's taxonomy places the organism in Eukaryota, Metazoa, Chordata, Lepidosauria, Squamata, Gekkonidae. The coding region runs from base 46 to 375 and encodes 109 amino acids.
UUUCUCACUGGGAAGUAUCUGUUGGCCGCCUACAGAAGAGACAAGAUGAAAGUCCUCCUCGUCCUCAGUGUCUUAUGCAUCACACUGGCCUUGUGCCAGGCAGCCUGUUAUAAUGUGCUAGCCAAAGUAGAGAUUAUUAAUGGUGUGUUGGUGCCUCGAGGCAGCUGUAUUGACGUUUAUGAUGGGAACAGGCAUCCCUCUGACUCAGAGUGGAACACAGAUCAAUGCAUGAGAUGUAGUUGUCAUGCUGGAAAAAUGACAUGCUGUUCCAGAUAUGGUGGCGCUGUGCCUGCUGCACCAGGCUGCAAAGCUGUUGUUAAUCCUGAAACGUGCCAGCAUGAAUUCACAUGUCUCAUUGAGUCUCUUAUUCAGUGAACAUUAUACAAUUUUUUUUUUUAAAAAAAACUUUUUAUCUAAUGGAAUGCGGAGGGGGCUUCUUCUGAUUGAAAGUCCGUCAUCAUAACCAUUUCUCUUGGGAUAAAUACUCCUGGACUCAGUUCAUCCUUUGACACCAGUAGCUGAGGUUGGCAACUCCUAUUAAGUUCCUGAGGAUUGGGAUGUGGGGGAGCAGAACCUGGGCAGAUUUUGGGGAAGGAAGAGAUAGUUGAAGAGUCCACCGUCCAAAUCAGUCAUUUUUCCCUGGCAAAUUGAUCUCUGUAGUCUGUAGAUCAGUUUUAAUUCCAGGAGAUCUCCAGGUCCCACCUGGAGGCUGGCAAACCUACCAGCAGAAUGUAGAAGCAGAAAGAAAACUUUAAAUUAGGAAAUAGAACAGAGUUUUAAAACACAUGUAUAAGCAAAUACAAGAGUCCUAGCAAAGUUUUGCAACUUAUUGCUGAUGCUUGUAUGUUCUGUUUGUCCUACUGGUUUUUACAUUUGUAACUGAAGGUGACUAGGAAGGCUGAGUGAGGAUAAGUUGGCCAGAGAUGUGUUUUGGCUGUCAAGAGGAAUGUCAGGAAAUGGGGUGUUGGUUGUGGGGGAGGAGAACUUGAAAUAUAGUCCAAGUUUGCACAUUCUGGCUUUGCAAAUAUCUGGCCAAGAGGGUGGAGCUGGAGUGCAUUGGAGUGGAGCUAGAGGAGACAUUGAUUGCACAGGGUGGCAGAGCAUGGUAAGUUUCUGGAGGUCAGAAGAUACAGCUGGAUUGGAGGUUCUUUCAUACAUAUCAGUUGAAUAAGUGAGUGCUGGUCUUUUUUUAACCAGCCAGCUUGGUUCAACCUUUCAGAUGAUUUUACUGUUCUGUCAUUGUAUCUUAAAUCUGUACCAUUUUGUAUUCUGAGCCACUGUCUACCAGCUGUGUGUGGCUCUGCUCACUGUGCUGGAUUCCUUGUCUGAUGAAGUGUGCUUAGAGCACACAAAAGCUUACAUUCAGAAUAAAAAUAAGUUGGUCUUAAA